Vicia faba (fava bean) is the source of this 1461-nucleotide messenger RNA. Lineage: Eukaryota; Viridiplantae; Streptophyta; Magnoliopsida; Fabales; Fabaceae. The record is from the annotation of a GenBank genome assembly.
AUGGCUAUCAUAACAACCUUCACCGGCAAACGCCCUCACCGGUGGCUUAACCCCAACCGUUCGUCUCCGAGUUCUUCCGAAUUCAAAAGACAGAAAGUAUCAACCAUGUCCCACAAAAAACCACCACCAUUACCCACCGCCACAACCAAUGCCACUGUUUCCAGAAUUUCUCGUUACCCUGAAACUAAGCCACCUCUGCAUAGAGAAGUUCACGCGCCGUGUAGUAGACCGCGCAAAUUCGAUUUAUCUAUCAAUUCCAAACCAGAAUCGUCAAAGUUGCUGGUUAGUGGUAUCAACCACUCGUUAUUUGAAAAUUACCAGCGUGAGAAAUGUUCUGCAAUGGCCACCAUCCCGUUAGAGCCAAAGGGAAAAGAAAAGGAUAAUCAUAAAGAGGUUGUUUCGGAAGAUUCAAAUGUUGAAGAUGUACUGCCUGUGGAGAAUUAUUUGGUUUGUUUGGAUACUGAGGUUGAGGCAGUGAAUGGAAGCGUUCAGAAACAGUCAACUUCAUCUGUGGUUUCUGAGUUGAGUAAUGAUAAAUUGAAAGUGGUUGAUGAUGCUGCAAAGAUUUUGGAUACUUUGUCUUUGGAUCCGGAGAAGGAUGUUUCGAGUGUUGGUGCUUACAAGAAGUUGCUCCAGGCUGUUGAUAAGAGAACAGAUACAAUUGGUAGGUUGAAAUUUGAAAUUCAGCUUAAUGAGAAGCGCAGGUCGGCGUCGCGUCCAAAGAAAGAUCUAGUGGAGGAAGUGCCGCCGGAACCUUUUGUUCCUCUUACAAAAGAGGAACAAGUUGAGGUUGCACGAGCAUUUUCUGCUAACAGGAAGAAGAUAUUGGUUGCUCAUGAGAAUUCCAAUAUUGAAAUAUCGGGUGAAAAGUUUCAGUGUCUGAGGCCAAGUGGAUGGUUAAACGAUGAGGUGAUAAAUUUGUACCUUGAGUUACUGAAAGAGAGGGAGAGAAGAGAGCCACAAAAGUUUCUGAACUGUCAUUUUUUCAAUACCUUUUUCUAUAAGAAGUUAAUAAGUGGCAAGAAUUGUUAUGAUUACAAAUCUGUGAAGAGAUGGACUACUCAGAAGAAAUUGGGAUAUGGUCUACAUGAAUGUGAUAAAAUAUUUGUACCUAUUCACCAGAAUAUCCAUUGGUGCCUAGGUGUUAUCAAUAAUAAGGAAAAGAAGUUUCAGUAUCUUGAUUCACUGAAAGGAAUUGAUACCCAAGUGCUGGAAGUGCUGGCAAGAUAUUUUGUAGAUGAAGUAAAGGACAAGACUGGAGAAGAUAUUGACAUAAGUUAUUGGGAAAAAGAAUUUGUUGAAGAGCUUCCUGAACAGAAGAACGGGUCUGAUUGCGGGGUAUAUAUGGUCAAAUAUGCUGAUUUUUAUAGCAGAAACUUGAGGCUGUGUUUCAAUCAGGAACAUAUGCCUUAUUUCAGGCUUAAAACAGCUAAGGAAAUUUUGAAAUUGAAAGCUGAAUAA